Messenger RNA from Punica granatum (pomegranate), 1607 nucleotides. NCBI's taxonomy places the organism in Eukaryota, Viridiplantae, Streptophyta, Magnoliopsida, Myrtales, Lythraceae. The record is from RefSeq and is a predicted model, not a curated record.
UCUCUCUCUAUUCAACCCCUAUUGGAAUUUUGUUUUAUCUCUUGGAGAUAAGAGAGGGUACAGAGAGAAGUGAUCAUAUGAAGAUCCCCUCUAAUUAGUCUCUCUCUCUCUCUCUCUCUCUAGUCUCCAAGUCUCUCCACUGUGGGAUGUGAUCAUAACUUAAUAUAAGCAAAAGGGAUCAGAGGAAAUGACUUGGUGCAGUGAUCAGAAGACGGGACAAGAUGAUGACCAGUCAAGGGAGACAAGUUCUGUUGAUCCAUCUUCCCCAUCAAAGACCAAGGAGCAGCCUGCAGCCAUUGCUAAUGCUAAAAGCUCUCAUCAACUUCAUCACCAUCAGCCUCCUAAUAUCCCAGUCAGAACUUGUCCUUCUUGUGGCCAUGAGAUCAACCUCAUCAAUGAUCAGGGUGGAGGGAUUAAUGAAUUGCCGGGGCUGCCGGCGGGAGUGAAGUUUGAUCCGAUGGACCAAGAGUUGCUAGAGCACUUAGAGGGGAAGGUGAGGUCUGAUCAGCGCAAGCUUCACCGCCUCAUUGAUGAAUUCAUCCCCACCCUCGAAGGAGAGAACGGAAUCUGCUACACGCACCCAGAGAAAUUGCCAGGAGUGAGCAAAAACGGGCAGAUCCGCCACUUCUUCCACCGGCCCUCCAAAGCCUACACGACUGGUAACCGGAAACGGAGGAAGGUCCACACUGACAAUGAUGAUCAAGCCGGUGGCGAGACAAGGUGGCACAAGACUGGAAAGACGAGGCCCGUGUUCGGGAAAGGAGAGCUCAAGGGCUUUAAGAAGAUCCUUGUGCUCUACACCAAUUAUGGCAAGCAAAGAAAGCCCGAGAAGACAAACUGGGUCAUGCACCAAUAUCACCUUGGCGACAACGAAGAAGAGAAAGAUGGGGAGUUGGUGGUUUCCAAGGUUUUCUAUCAAACACAACCUAGACAAUGUGGGAACAACAACCAUAACAAUCAUAACAACAUUAAUAGCAAUCUAGGGGUUGGAAAGGGUUCUUCAAUGGGUGUUGGGUCGAAGAUGAAUGGGACAGUGACGCCUGAGGGUUCCCAUUGUUUGAAGAAUCAAGCUGUGGUGGAGUACUUCAAUUCCCCUUUCAUAUCUUUUGAUCAAGGAACACAAAAUAGGGGCAAUUCUCAGCAGAUGUUGCCUCAUUUUGCUGUACAUGACGGGUCCUCUCUCGUACCAAACUAACCGGCAAAGGCGGCAGAAAUGGAGACGAGUGGUGAUUAUCUGACCGCGCAACUCUGCCAUCUCACCUGAUCUAAUGCGAUGCACAGUCCUGUUGUUAUUGGGAAAGUCAACUUCUUUAGGGAGAUUAUGUAGGGGAUUUUGCGACCUCAUUGAGACGAAGAAUAAGGUUUCCGAAAAUGGAGACCGCAAGGAUAUAGAUUUUCUCAGGUGAAUACAUACAAUAAUCUUAAUUGCUACAUAUGAAGAACUUAUUAUCAUUCAUCGCAUUUCUUUUUAUUAUUAUUGCUAUAUAGAUUCAAUUGCAGUAUGCCUGCAAUAUGCUUUGUACGAUGUAUGAAUGUGGCGCAACUGUAACUCUUUUAACUGUACAAAAGACAUUGUUGCUGGUAGCUAGUAAAUAAUUUAUUACGCA